GUGAGAAGUCUUGUAGUUUCUCCUUGCAUGCAUGCUGGUGAUGUCUAUCUGACAUGAUCUCUCACAACAGAUCUUAGAGCUAUAACCUAAAUCUCAUGAGUAUUCCUUACAGAAAAAAGACAAGGGCUGCCUGACUGCGGGCUGCUGACUGAAACCACAGGUACAAACUUCCAGCUUCCAGACUCCUGAUGAUGGUGCUGAUGUUCAGCUAGAGCCUGGUGACUCUAUCUACAUGACACAAGAAUAUCUGCAAAACUGCUCUAGUCUAGCUGUGAAGAUCCAGAACCAGAUUUUGUAGCUCCAUGACUCCCACUGGAAGAAUGCCCCUGAUCCUACAUCUCCUAAUACUGAUCUUGGUGGAGUCCACCACGGGAGCUCCACAGGUCAUGAAAUCACCAGACGUAGAAGUAGAUGAUAUCAAUUUAUUUCUGACUAUGGCAUGGCAAGUAGCCAACUACAUACGCCCUAAUUCCAGCUGUUAUGUCUGUGGCCUAAUGCCCUACACAGCUGGAGAAGGCUUACCUCUGAUGGCCUUACCUGCCUCUGACUGUGACACAUGCCACCUGAUGCAUAUUCCCUUGUCUCAGUCUUAUUCUCACCCUGACUGUACCAGAAUCUCCAAAAUGAGACCACUUAACUGUUCUGGAGGACACGCGAACUGCAACAGAUGUCUCAAAACCCCAAAACCUGUUUCCAUACUGUUGAUUCCUCAGCCAUUCACUUGGUGUCUCCAGAAUGAUGGCAACACCCCUGUAGGACAAUCUGACUGCCUUCGUACAUUCAAAUGGGACCCAGAACAAACCAAUUUUGACUUUAAAUCUCUGGAUUCUGCACCUCAGCACUGUUUGGAAGCAGCAGGUCAGGCUCACUUCAGUGCUCUAGCUCACCGCAGUGCUCAAUGCUCCAUCUCCUCUCCUGUAGGAAUGUACUGGGUAUGUGGACACCUUGCAUACCCGUAUCUUCCUGUGGAUUACAAAGGACGCUGUGGCUUGGCAUACGUCGUCCCGGCUAUGAGAGUGGCUCACUCCCUGCCCCAGAAACCUCUUCCUAAACGAGUACAACGUGGCCUUUCAGAUGUCUUUGGAACUCAUCAUCAAUCAUCUUUCAAGAAUGUACUUGGUCCCCUUCUUCCUUUUUACGGAAUUAUGUCUGCAUUGGAUCAAAUUGCUGAUCUGUCUCAAGCAAUAGAAGUUAUAGCUAAUCAAACCAGUAAAGCUCUCAUGCUUAUAUCUAGUGAACUUGCCUCUGUUAGACUUCUAGCUUUACAAAAUAGAGCAGCUUUGGAUUUUCUUUUAGCAGCUCAAGGAGGAACUUGUGCUGUUAUUGGUUCUGAAUGUUGUACCUUUGUGCCUGAUUAUAAUGCUACGAUUGGUGAUAUAAUUAAUCACCUUCAUGAUACUGCUAAAUCUGUUCACCAGGAAAGUAGUUUUACUUUAUCUGAUUGGUUGAGAACUACUUUUGGAUCACUGAGUUAUCCCAUUGUUAAGUUGAUCAUUAUUUUGGUUGUUUUCAUUGUACUACUGUCUUUCUUUAUAUCAUGUGUGAAAAAGUUCCUGUUCAAUAUUAGUUAAGUACAAACAAGUCCUCCAGCACAAGUAUUUUCUAUCAACUUUGCCAAUAUUUUUAGAUUACACUAAAACUUUAGCUACGUGCUUUAUAACACAUUGUCAAUAACAUUGUUUUAUCAGCUUGAUACUUCAUGACUUUUCCUAAUUUACUGAGAAUUGCUUAUAAACAUGAUUUUGAACAGAUGACAUGUUUAGUCUGACAUUACUUCUAUUUGGGGUCUCAGAGACCACAGCUGUAAGACAUAAAUACAACGGAUGAAUAAAUACAAUGAAUUUUCAUUUGCUCUAUAUUUGUGAUUGAUGUUGACUGAACUUUUGCGCCACACUACCCCUCUGUUAUUGAAGUUUUGUAACAGUUUGUACACUUCUUUGUGAAUGACUUUUUGGCAAAUAAAGGGAUGCAUAGCCCAUAUAA
This is a messenger RNA of Siniperca chuatsi (mandarin fish), 1983 nucleotides long. Its product is annotated as syncytin-2-like. NCBI's taxonomy places the organism in Eukaryota, Metazoa, Chordata, Actinopteri, Centrarchiformes, Sinipercidae. The transcript has 2 exons. The record is from RefSeq and is a predicted model, not a curated record. The coding region runs from base 303 to 1571 and encodes 422 amino acids.